AUGGACGGUUGCGGGAGUCCGGCGGGAAAGAGAAGGAUCAUGGUGGUCGCCGACCCGGGCCGGGAGUCGGCCGCGGCGCUCGAGUGGGCGCUCUACCACGCGGUUCUCGAGCACGACGACAUCAUCCUGCUGCACGUCGAGCCGGUGAGCGCGCGGCGCGCCUCCGCGCUCUCCUCCUUCCUCUCUCGUCCGCCCUCGGCGGUGUCACCGGUGCUGUUUCCUCAGGCCGCCGUCGCCGCGGCCGUGGGGGCGGGCGACGGGUGCGGCGACUAUGAGUUCCUGGACGCGAUGAGGGCGAGGUGCCAGGCGGUGCAGCCGACGGUGAGGGUGCAGAUCGAGAGGGUGGAGAUGGAGAGCAAGGACAAAGCGGCCGCCAUUCUCACGCAGACGCAGCUGUCCCGGGCCGACCUCCUCGUCAUCGGUCAGCGCCGGAACGCCACCUCCUUCUUGGGCUGCAAGCUCAGUGGAAGCAUGUCGAGUAAAGGGCCGGACACGGCAGAGUUCCUGAUCGAGAACAGCAAGUGCCUGUGUGUUGGUGUCCAAAAGAAGGGCCAAACCGCAGGCUAUCUCCUCAACACCAAGACUCACAAGAACUUCUGGCUUCUUGCUUAGAACUCAUCCAUGGAUGGAGUCGUGGAAGUCAAUGAGCAGGUGAAGCAUAGGAAGCUUAAGACAUG
This is a messenger RNA of Musa acuminata subsp. malaccensis (wild Malaysian banana), 677 nucleotides long. RefSeq lists its product as uncharacterized. Lineage: Eukaryota; Viridiplantae; Streptophyta; Magnoliopsida; Zingiberales; Musaceae. The record is from RefSeq and is a predicted model, not a curated record.